Messenger RNA from Camelus dromedarius (Arabian camel), 8652 nucleotides. RefSeq names its product La ribonucleoprotein 4B (gene LARP4B). The record is from RefSeq and is a predicted model, not a curated record. Gene Ontology annotation, molecular function: mRNA 3'-UTR binding. Gene Ontology annotation, biological process: positive regulation of translation. Lineage: Eukaryota; Metazoa; Chordata; Mammalia; Artiodactyla; Camelidae. Gene Ontology annotation, cellular component: cytosol; cytoplasmic stress granule. The transcript has 16 exons. Bases 738 to 5615 code for a protein of 1625 amino acids.
GAGUGAAGUGAACCCCAGCUCACCCAUUCUGAACUUGAGCAGUUGCCACCUCACAUUCUGCUGCUUGUUUUGUCUUUUCCUCCCUUCUGCACACACAGUUUAAAGAGUGUCAUGUCUGUAUGUAUUUACCUCUUUAUUCGCAGGCCAGGGCUGUUUUAAAGCACAUCCCCGAUGGCGUGCCAGCCACUGUACUCGUUCCCACGUGCACCCCCAGUGGACACCAGCACGUUGUCCCUGAAUAGCCACAGCCAUUAAUUCUCAAACAGAAAGCUGGGUAUAGCUAGAAGCACCCGUGAAUUUCACAGAACACCUUUACUUUUGUUUCCCUUCCGGGAGCACGCAUGCGGGCUCCUUUAGUUGCCGCUGUGCCGUGAUGUACAGUUCUGGGAAUGCUGAUGUCUGAAACCCCCUCUUCUGGCUGGGACAGUCAUUUUAGUUAUUUUUUACUGAGUUUAUGAGAAUAAGAAAAGUAAUAUGAAAACGGUUGUGUUCUGAGUCUGAACUCCGUGUGCUGUUUGGGUUUCAACGUGAGGAGGACUGGGGUGUCUCGUAGGCAGGUCUGUUGUGAUUAGGAGUUUGGACUUGAGUGGCAGGGACAUGUGACUGCUGUGCAAGGGUUAUUUUUGGUGUCUGGGCGUUGGCUUCUCAUCAGAAACCAUAGAAAGUGAGUGUGAGAUGGGCUUGUGGAGGCUCGGAAAGUGACAAGCGUUGUUACGUGAGUUUUUGGACUUUCAGACAUGGGUUGUUGCUUCAGCAAAGAAUUAAGUAGCGACCCUGACAGUGAAAAAACUGGCCUUUUACAGAAAUCUUUGGAGGAGCAGGCAGCGGAGAACAAGAUAAGUAGAACUUUAUCUUCAUUAUUUGGUAGCUUUGGAGGCGAGGAGCGUGACACUGUUGGCCAUGGAGCGACCGUGUGGGCCUGGCUUGUUGCAAGGCCCGCGCACAGUCAGGGUCAGACACCGGGGCCCUCACUGCCCUCGCUUUCCUCUCCCAGCUGCGGGCUCUCAAGCAGGCGCAACACUGCCGGGGAGGCUGCUGUUGCUGCUGGGCUGGGCUGCGAAAAUGCAGGCACUGGCAGGAAAUGGGGUGCCCUAGAAGGUGCGGGGCGUCUGUCAGAUGGGCAAGGGAGAGCCCUGGUAGCUGACCCCCAAGGCCGCGGCUCAGCCACUGGGAAAAGCUCCAUAAUAGAGAACGAAAGGGUGGGGAAGGUUCAGGAGGGCAGUGACGGUGACUCCUCAGGUGUGUCCGGUGUGGAGGGGAACAGUGAUGUUCCUCUGUGUGUUGACCAUGGACGAUGCAGGAGUUGGCAAGAGAGCGGGUUUUACUGGGUCUGUGCUCUGGACCCUGCUGGCCCUGACGCUGGAGGCGAGCUGUGUGCUCGUGUGUGCGGAGCAGCUGCAGCUCCCAAGAGCCAUCCAGCUGUCACCUUCGAGGGGAUCUGUGGAGGGGCCCAGCGGCCAGGGGAGUUCAGGGCACUGCAGGCCGAGCUGUCCCUGAAGGCCAUGCCACUGCCAAGUGAGGUGGCUGGGAAAAUCAAACCUAGUUCUGGACUGUUGACCAGUGGUGACCCACCCUGUAAAGUAAACACUGGUGACCUGCAGGCUGAGCCCUUCAGGGCAGACACUUACACCAGGGUCCCUAAAGAUUGCACGGAUGGUAGUGCCUUACAUAAUGUUGGCAUUCUCCCCACUUUAAAUAUUAGCACAGACACCAGAGGGGGAGAGAGCUGCGGUGCAGGACUGGGAGGGCCGGUGGGGGAUUUGCAUGUGAAUUUACUUACUGACACGUCACAUGCUGAAGGAAAUGGUGAAUCUGGAGCUGUAACAGCUAGUGUAGAUCAGAGUUUCAUCUCUGAAAGGGAAGGAGAAGAUGACUCUAUAGAACCACUAAAAGUCAGUGAUUGUUUGAACUUAGAUAUUCGUGGCUCUCACAGUAGUAGUCUCCUUUCCAUAGGUCUAGAUAGAAUUAACUUAACUUCAAAAAGAUGUAUCACUUCAUUGAGCUUUGGAAGUGAGUGUCUUCCCGUUCGUGCGAAUUUCCGAGACUCAGCCUCUAACAGAAGUGUUGGUCUAGGGCUGGCAGUGAUUGAGGAACAGCACCUGGGGGACUGCAGCGUGGGAAGUGGGAGCAGCCAGCCUGCAAACAAAGCAGAACUGUCUUUGCAGUCUCAGAAUAGUUCAUCUUAUCAAGGUGAGGAUGAGAUGAGCAUUUUUGGAGAUGAAGGUUGUGGUAAGAGGGCAUUUGAAUGGGGAUCUCCGUGUCAGGUAGAUCUGGGUGCAGACACUAGGGCCCGCAAGCCCCAGGCCCACAGCUGUGAUUUCUCAUGCGUAAUGCGGGGAACUGCUGUCGGGGGGGCGCUCUGCAACUCGGAGCAUGUGCCCCUAGACGACUUGGUUUCCACCUGCACUGAAGAGGAGGGUGAGCCGGAGGCCGGAGCAUGUGUGAAGAACCCAGGGAGGGGCCCUCACAGACUGAGAGCCAGUCCCAGGGAGACCAGUGCAGAUGGCCUAGGAAGUGUCAGGUCAGACCCGCAGACCAGUGUGCGACAAUGCAUGGCAGUGCCUGGUCAGGGUGUACUGGCUUGUGUCAGUUCUCGCGUAACGGGAAACCCUGCUCUUGAAAUAAAUCAAAUAGAGGAGAAUGAUGAGACCCUUAGAGGGAGCGAGCGCAGGUAUGGAGAGCUCAACCUUGCACCACCUUUAAACCGGAGUCGGAGUCCAGGUACACAGAAGUCAGCAGUAGACGUGAGCUCUGCGGAUGGGGCUGGGAGUCCGGGACUGGAGCGCGUUUUCUCCGAAUCAGCUGAGGAAGUUUCCGUUGUGUCUGGAGGAGGUGCGUGGUGGGUGAGUGAACCAGAUCGAGCCUGUGGAGGAGGGGAGGAGACGCUGCGUCCAGAGGGAGGCAGCAGUGAUCCCAGCCCUGGCCCUCUUGAGGGCCUGCGCGGGGCAGAUGGGCGUGCACACCACUCCUCGCGGGGAGGCCCUGGGCCCGCCGUGCAGGGCACUGUGUUCAGCAGGGAAGUGAACUUUGUGGGAAGCUCGGGGGUGACCUCUGAAAGAAUGGAGUUCAGCGACGCUUGUGCAGGCUAUGCCUGCUUGGCUGGUGCUGCCCUUGCCCCAACAGACGGACGCUUGGCUGCUCCCCACAGUGCCCUGCAGGUGGUUCCUGUCACCCCAGGUGACAGCAAGGAUGUCGUUGCACCAGGUGGGGAGGACCCUGUCCUGUCACUCACAUCUGAAAACCCUUCAGAGGGGGAUUUGCAGAGCUUCCCAGAGGAACUGUACUUCCAGUUUUUGAAUGAGCUUUCCUGUUACCCGAUGGGAGGGUUGGCAAGUCACAGUUUUUGUGAGGGACUGGCAGACGGCUGUGGAUACCAGGUGGGCUGUCCAUGGACUAAGACAAUCACAAGAGACGUGUUGGAAGGUGAAGUGUUUAGUGAGCACCUGCACAGCAAGCCACAGGACCUAGAGAGCGCUUGGUUUUGGAUGGAACAGCCCCCUUGUCAGCCCGCAGCGGCAGAAGACGGUGUCAUGCGGGGACGGCAGGAGAGAGGUGGGCAGUCCGUGCCAGCAGCCAAGGUUUCAGAGCUAAACCCUAAUGCAAAAGUAUGGGGCACUCACAUGUUACACCUGGAAGCAAGCAGCGCAGCGGAUGGCGGUGUGCGCGCAGCCUGGCAGGAGGCGCCCGGCCGCGGCCGGGAGGGUUCGGACACCAAUGGUGAUGGUGACAAAAGUCAUGAGAAUGCAGCACUAUCAGAUUUGCAGGAGUCAGACCAGACAGCCAUGAGCACUUUGGGUCUGGACCACUCGGAGUACGAGUCGCCGCCUGAAAACAGUGAGACGGGAGGAGAUGAAUCUCAACCAGAAAGCCAGGAAGACCCCCGGGAAGUACUUAAGAAAACAUUGGAAUUCUGCUUGUCCAGGGAGAACCUUGCUAGUGACAUGUACCUUAUAUCGCAGAUGGACAGUGAUCAGUACGUGCCAAUCACCACGGUCGCUAAUCUGGACCACAUCAAGAAGCUUAGCACCGACAUGGACUUGAUUGUCGAAGUGCUGAGGUCUUUACCUUUAGUCCAAGUGGACGAGAAGGGAGAAAAAGUGAGGCCAAACCAGAACCGCUGCAUAGUCAUCCUGCGCGAGGUCUCUGAGUCCACCCCCGUAGAGGAAGUAGAAGCACUAUUUAAAGGAGACAACUUACCGAAGUUCAUAAACUGUGAAUUCGCCUAUAACGAUAAUUGGUUUAUUACAUUUGAGACAGAGGCAGACGCACAACAGGCGUACAAAUAUCUGCGAGAAGAAGUCAAAACUUUUCAAGGAAAACCAAUUAAGGCACGGAUAAAAGCAAAGGCAAUAGCUAUAAACACGUUUUUGCCAAAGAACGGCUUCCGGCCCCUGGACGUGAGCCUCUACACGCAGCAGCGCUACGCGGCCUCGUUCUACUUGCCUCCGGUCUACAGCGCCCAGCAGCACUUCCCUCUCUACAGCCUGGUCGCCCCCCAGGCCUGGUCAGCCACACACAGCUAUCUCGACCCGCCCCUGGUAACUCCAUUUCCAAAUGCUGGAUUUAUAAAUGGGUUCACAUCUCCCACCUUCAAACCUGCAGCGUCUCCUCUGGCCUCCCUCAGACAGUACCCUCCAAGAAGCAGGAACCCCAGUAAGUCUCAUCCGCGCCAUGCCAUCCCCAGUGCAGAGAGGGGGCCUGGGCUUCUGGAAAGUCCUUCCAUGUUUACCUUUACUGCGGAUCAGCUGAUUAAUGGUGUCCGGAGCCCGCAGACGAGGCCGGCAGGUCAGCCUCGAGCACGGGCACAGAACCCUCCAACCUUCGCCAAGAGAGACGCAGGGCCGGGGCGCGUGGAGCCGAGCAGUCUGGAGCCCUCCCCUGGCUUAGGUAGAGGAAGGAAAAACUCCUUUGGCUUCCGGAAGAAGAGAGAGGAGAAGUUCACAAGGAGUCAGACUCAGUCUCCAACACCACCCAGGCCUCCGUCCCCUAGCUUUGAAUUAGGGCUGUCCAGCUUCCCCCCGCUGCCCGGGGCAGCAGGGCAUCUGAAGACAGAGGAUUUGUUUGAGAACAGGCUGUCUGGAUUGCUCACGGGAUCGUCCAAAGAAAGGAGCCUAAACGCAGAUGCCAGCACGAACACUCCUCCCGCGGUGGUCCCCCGAGAGCCCUCGUUGCCGACCCCCUGCGCCACCCCUGCCACCUUCGAGCGCGCCCCCUCCCCCACCCGCCCGCCUGAGGAUCCCAAAGUGGCGGAGAAGCAGAGGGACACCCCGAAUGUGGACAGACUUCCUCCUGCCCUGAGUACAACCUCCAGCAAAUCGGUGCAGGUGAACGGCGCUGCCACGGAACUGCGGAAACCCAGCUACGCAGAGAUCUGUCAGAGGACGAGUAGGGAGCCGCCGCCGUCCCCACUGCAGCCCCCAAAAGAGCAGAAGCCAAACACUGUCGGCUGUGGGAAGGAGGAGAGGAAGCUCGCCGAGAGGGAGCCCCCCGCCCCCAAGUCCAGCCCGGGACCACCCAGAGACCAGAGGAGGCCGCCGGGGCGCCGGCCCUCGCCCCCAGCCGCGGGGCGGCGUCCGCACAGAGAACAGAGCACCCCCCCCAGGUCCCCUCAGUGAGCACCAAGGUCUGGCGGGCUGCGAGGAGCUGGGGUCGCCACAACGAAGCACUGUCCCUCUCGGGACGGGAGUGAGCCGCUGGUUAGGAGCUUGCAGUGUAGACAAGGCCCCCGAGGUGCCUGCAAGUUAUUUUUCUUCUGAGUCGGAUUCCCCUCUCUUGAAAAAAAUCUAUUUUUCAGGAUUUAAUUAAUAUAAACCUUAUUUUAGGUUGGUGCUUAACUGGAGGUGAUGCAUAAGUCUGAUUUUUUUCAGGAUAGAAAAUGCAUUUAUCCUAACAAAUUGAUAUUUUUUAUUAAGCCUCCAUGUGGCUAUGAAUGCAAGCUAUAUAUAUAGUGAGUUUUUCUAAAUUAAGCAGAACUAUGCUACUUCAUUUUUUAAAAUAACUGGUUAGCAAGUGCGUAUCUCUAAGAUGUCCAGACCGACGGAUGAGGCUGAGGACAGUGGGACUGAGGCGUGGGGCAAUGCUGAGUGUAGCCCGGAGGUGGGAUGGGUCAGAAGGCGCCGCACGCUGGCCUGGAGUUGUCCUUCCAUUCAGAAUCUUGACAGGGGUUCUAGCAUUUUCUCAAGUCUAGCCCGUUUUGACCUCCUGGGCAGAGUGGCCCUGCAGAGCGCCCCGAGAGCCCUCCUGUCCUGCCAGCAAGUAACCAGCUUCUCACUCCAGUCUCAAGUGGCUGUUAUGUAAGAUAAACCCAAAGCACAUUGUGAAUGGAACCUACAUGAGAACAUAAACUUUGUUGCCCACUGACACGUUAUCGCGAAAUUGUACCCUGAUGUUGUCUUGCUCCCGCGAGCUGGCGGGGAGGGUGUGGCGCCCGCUCCCGCAUCGGCCCGUUGCCGGGGCGCCUCCCCGUCCCUCCGCACCGGCGCGCGGCUCGGAACGUUCCUGAAUCGUGAGAGAAGGUGUUUGUGGUGCCCGUCUGGUGGUGGAGGACCAGGUUCCUGCUCUCUUCCCAAGACGAGGGUCUCGUGGACCCUUCUGGAAGUGCUGCUCUAAGAAGAACACGCAUGCACUAAAGCUAGCAGUUGAUAAUAAACAUAAGUUAUUUUGUUUUAAAAUACCUAAAUUUUUCCUUUAAGUGUUCUAAGCAGCAGACGUUAAAAUAAGAUUAUUUCCUGCUAAAUGUAACCAUACAGUUUAUUCCACAAAAUGUUAUUUAACAAGCCUGAGGUUUUUUUUUUAAAGAUGAUUUCCAUCCAAUAUUUAAAGACUUGAAUUUUAUUUAAACUUGAAAAUGACUUUGCCUUAACUUUUGUAUAGGACAGCUUAGAGUCCAUGAGACCGGCCCCUGGGUUGGCGCGAGUGGUUGCCGCUGCUCAGCCGCGUGGGCUCUGUGUCGCUCUGGCUGCUGAGUGAGCGUGCUGCAGGACAGGACCUGGCGGCAGUGCUGUGACACCUGGAGGUCCUAAGCAGUUGGUCUUCAGAUUGUUGAGAAAUCCUGUAAAUGCAAAUAGUUGAUACUGUAUUAAAUAUGUGCACUUGGGAGUGUGUGGUUUGCUUGUACAGUUGUAAAUAAUCAGAACAUAUUAAAAAGGUACCCUACAGAGAAAAAUCUGAUAAAAACUGAUAUAUUAUAAAUGUUGCUAUUGAGCUGGAUGUAGAUAAACUCAGUGUUGUGGUUUGAACAUUAUUUUAAUUCGUUGAGGUUUUUUCUUUUUCUCUUGUACUGGUGUGUUGGGCUGACUCUGCCUCUUUGCUGCUGCGAAAGGGAGAUGAAAAGUCUUAUUAAAACCUUCGAAUGUCUUUAUGCUCUUCUUAAAAGUAUGUAAAUAUGUACUAAUCACAGCCAGUGUGAAAGGGUUUCGAGGUAUAAUCCAGAAAGGAGAAACUGGCAGGAUCUCAAGUGAAAGUAAGAAAUGAGUCUACCUAGAAUCACAGGCGGCUCGCGCGACCCGCCCGCCGGAGGAAACGGCGUCUCCCUCGAGCAGCGCCUCUGUCCUAGCGCGAGGCCCGCCCGGCGCCAUGCUGCCGGUGCCCCAGGAAGGAACGGGGGACCUUGCUUCUUUGUGGUUGUGAGACUGCUGGCUGAAAGAUCAGAAGUAACUGACCUCCUGCACCCAAACUGGUGAGUGCUGUAGAAGGAGUCGGAAAGGCCAGCUCCCAGUGCUGGGAUCCCCUGACGCCGCAGUCUGUGCUGGAGGAGGGGGUGGAUGUCGCCAGCCACCGUCACCCCCGAAUGUCACCGCCUGGAUCCGCACCCUCUUGGAGCCCGAGGCCCUGGAGGCGUGUGCUUGGCCCCGUGCUGCUGCCGUUGGAGGAUGGGCGGAGGUGGCCUGUGGCGGCCGUGGCCUUCACUGCCCCCUCUGCAGUCCUGGCUUCUAGAGUAGACCCCACUCGGGGGUGAUUUUUGCAGCAUCCUUUCUAAUUAAGCCAGGGCGCGUGCCCGAUGGCCCCCACUUUUCUGAUCCUCCUCAGAAAAGAACGGAAGGUGCAGGGCAGGAAGCUGGGAGGGCGGCUCCGCCCUGCGCAGCUGCCCCGCCCUGCGCAGCUGCCCGUGUGGCUCUUCCUCCCCCCGCAGUGCCUCGAGGUGCAGAGUCAGAGGUACCGCAGUCACAACGGCGCUCUCGCCUGUUCAGCUGUGUGACGACGCGCACCACCUGGAAGUGUAAGGGUGAGAACCUGGCGCCUCACCAGACAUGAAUUUCAAUCAAGCAGCGUAGUUGCUUUUUAGGAGUCAGUGCCAUGCUUUUCUGACCAGGCCUCCUGUGAUGGCAUCACUGCUGGUCACUCCAGCGGCAGGAGCGCCUUCUGUGGCCGUGCCGGGGUGGCUGCCGUGGCCGUGGGGAGGCCGCAGCGGGGCGGGCGAGUGUCCGCGGGGAGCAGUGACAAUCGCAGCUGGAGGAGGGGCCGGAGCCCAGCUCCCGGGGGGCUGGAUGCUUGGCCGAGAGCUUUUGUUUUUGUUCUGCUUCUUUUCAUUGAGACUGGAAUCAAGCUUACGUGUAAACUAUUGGUAAUUUAAGUUUCCUUUUGUGUCAAUUCAGUGUAAAACUGUCUAAUUUGAAAAAAUGUAGGUUAUGAAAAAUAAAGAUUUAGGCACUG